CGCCUGGUGCUCCAGGUGCAGUUCCCAUGAGCCUGGGGGCCCGCGGUGGCCCAGGAGGAGUGGCCCGUCUCCAGUCUGCCCCUGCCGUGUCUCUGCGCCCUGUCCACGGGACGCCAGUGAGCCUCAGAACCCAGGGAAGCCACCCAGAUAUUCCUGGUAUGCUGCAAGUCUGAGUAGGACCUACUGGGAGGCUGGAGUGACCCCGACUGCCUCGCCCAGCCAGGUGUCAAGAUGCUGAGCCGGAAGCUCCCCAGGCUGUUCCACAUAGACCAGGUGCCACAGGUGUUCCACGAGCAGGGCAUCCUCUUUGGCUACCGACACCCACAGAGUUCCGCCACUGCCUGUAUCCUCAGCCUUUUCCAAAUGACCAAUGAGACCCUCAACAUCUGGACGCACCUGCUACCCUUCUGGUUCUUUGUGUGGAGGUUCGUGACUGCACUGUAUAUGACAGACAUCCAGAAUGACAGCUACUCAUGGCCUAUGCUCGUGUACAUGUGCACCAGCUGUGUGUAUCCCCUUGCAUCCAGCUGUGCACACACCUUCAGCUCUAUGUCCAAGAACGCCCGGCAUAUCUGCUACUUUCUGGACUAUGGUGCUGUCAACCUCUUCAGCCUGGGCUCAGCCAUUGCCUACUCCGCAUACACGUUCCCUGACGCACUGGUCUGCAGCACCUUCCAUGAAUGCUAUGUAGCCCUGGCUGUGCUGAAUACCAUUCUCAGCACUGGCCUCUCCUGCUAUUCCAGGUUUCUCGAACUCCAGAAGCCCCGGCUCUGCAAGCUGCUCCGGGUCCUCGCCUUCGCCUACCCCUACACUUGGGACUCACUCCCCAUCUUCUACAGGCUCUUCUUGUUCCCGGGGGAGAGUUCAAGAAACGACGCCAUCUUGUACCACCAGAAACACAUGGUCAUGACGCUCCUGGCCUCUUUCUUGUACUCUGCUCACCUGCCAGAGCGACUGGCUCCCGGACGCUUUGACUACAUCGGUCACAGUCAUCAGCUGUUUCACGUGUGCGUGAUCCUGGCCACACACUUGCAGAUGGAAGCCAUCCUUCUGGACAAGACUCUGAGGAAGGAGUGGCUCUUGGCAACCUCCAGACCCUUCUCUCUGCCUCAGAUAGCAGCGGCCUUGCUUCUUUGCGUCAUCUUCUGCCUCAGUAACAUUAUUUAUUUCUCAGCUGCUCUGUAUCGGACCCCUGAGCCUGAGUUACAUGAAAAGGAGACGUGAUUUCAGAACAUGCCAGGCUUCAGUGUUAAGUCAUUGGGGUGGUGUCGACUUAAAGUGGCCAAAAGGAUUUGUAGUGACUGAUGUCUUGACAUUUUUAAAUGGGUUUAUAUAAAAAAAAAAAAGUAUUUAA
Molecule: messenger RNA, 1354 nt
Organism: Peromyscus maniculatus bairdii (prairie deer mouse)
Lineage: Eukaryota; Metazoa; Chordata; Mammalia; Rodentia; Cricetidae
Gene: Paqr5
Product: progestin and adipoQ receptor family member 5
Cellular component (GO): membrane
Molecular function (GO): signaling receptor activity
Source: RefSeq, a predicted model, not a curated record